AUGCUUGGAAACUCAAGAAUGCGACUUGUAGGUCCAUGUAGAUGGUUUUCCUCUGGCAGUAGGCAUUUCUGUAAAUUGUAUACAGAAAGAGGAGGAAUUGGGAAUAAUUGGACUCUUUUUAGAUACUCACCGAUGAUAUCAAAUUACUUUUUGUGUACAUCUUAUCGUAGUAUGGUUUACAAGACAGAUGCAGCAUCCUUUGAAAGUGAAGUAAUUCAAUCACAACAAGCGAUUUGUCUUGUAUAUUAUCGACCAGAUAGUAGUAGUUGUAACGCAUACCUAACGCAUGCAGAACGUCUUGUAAAUAGACUUAAUGAGGAGACAAAUCAAACGAAAAAUACAAAUGAAGAUAAUAAUAAUAAUAAUAGUAGUAACAGCAAUGAGUCUAGUACAAGGAAAUUAUGGUUAAAGCUUUGUACUAUAAAUGCGGAUGAAAAUAGAAAUCUUGCCUCUGCCUUCUCCGUUGAGCGGGCAAAACUUCCAGUAACGUAUUUUAUUAUGCAAGGUACUAUUAUUGAUAAAGUUACUGGUCAUAUAAUAGAAUCUCGAUUAGAAGGUAUUUUACGUAAAUUUCUUGAACAUUAUCAAAAACAAAUGAAUGUAGAUCUUAUAAGUGGAGGUGGAUCAUCAAAUCAACAAAAUCCAUUACCAGCCGCAGCCACUACAGAUCUUUUACAUGGAGCCUCUACACAAUAUUUACAAAAUAGAAUUAUGGAUUCCCUUGUUGGGCCUGAACGUAUUCGUCUCCCAGAAGAAAGUGAACAACUUGAUGGACUACGAAAAACAAUUCAACAAGCAAAGAAAAAGGCUUAUGAUGAGUUGCAAGAUCUUCGAAGAGAACUUGGUAUGGAUGUUCGUCGAUUAAGUGAAAUGGAUAUGACCAAACGUUAUUAUCAUUCUUCUCAAUUUACUGCACUUGCAGUCCUUUCCGCUUUAGAAGCUCUCUUCUUAGCUCGUGUACACGCUACUAUUGGAGAUAUUGCUGCAGAAAAUGUUGUUUUUGCUUUAAAUGCCAUUCAACGGGAUUUUUCCCCUAUUCUUGGUGAUCCCUCUGUGCGGAGACUCAUCUCUCUCUGUGAAGUCCUUCUCGUACGAGCAGAGAUUCUCCUACAAGAACGAAAAUUACAAUCAUUGGGGGAAAAUGAAAAUGUAGAGAAGUACUUUUCACGUAUGCAAUAUUGGAUAGAUGAAUUGGUGGAUGCCCGUGUAGUGCCGGAACGAUUUCCGAGUGAAGAUGUGGAAGAAAUGUUCCGUUUACUGAAAUCCAAUCUCGCUGAGGUGAGAGGACGAUCUUCACAAGAGGAAGUAGUGAAUGAGAGUACCAAUCGUGUACGGCAAGUGAAGACGUGUUUGCUGGGUGUACUGCAGUUAUACCAUAAUGAUCCAAAGAGUCAAGAAGCUCGAUCACGUCUAUCCUCUCUUUUGUAUUGA
Molecule: messenger RNA, 1431 nt
Organism: Trypanosoma theileri
Lineage: Eukaryota; Euglenozoa; Kinetoplastea; Trypanosomatida; Trypanosomatidae
Exons: 1
Coding region: 1-1431 (476 amino acids)
Source: RefSeq, a predicted model, not a curated record